This is a messenger RNA of Pipistrellus nathusii (Nathusius's pipistrelle), 1200 nucleotides long. NCBI's taxonomy places the organism in Eukaryota, Metazoa, Chordata, Mammalia, Chiroptera, Vespertilionidae. The record is from the annotation of a GenBank genome assembly.
AUGUGGCUGCCACGCAUCUCCAGCACCACGGUGACGGCGCUCCUGCUGGCGCAGACCGGCCUCCUGCUCUUCCUGGUCUCCCGGCCUAGGCCGACCUCCCCGGCGGCGGGCGGCCAGGAGGAGCGGGUGCACGUGCUGGUGCUGUCCUCCUGGCGCUCCGGCUCGUCCUUCGUGGGCCAGCUCUUCAGCCAGCACCCCGACGUCUUCUACCUGAUGGAGCCCGCGUGGCACGUGUGGUCCACGCUGCCGCAGGGCAGCGCGCCGGCGCUGCACAUGGCCGUGCGGGACCUGGUGCGCUCCGUCUUCCUGUGCGACAUGGACGUGUUCGACGCCUACCUGCCGCUGCGCCGCAACCUGUCGGACCUGUUCCAGUGGGCGGUGAGCCGCGCGCUGUGCUCGCCGCCCGCCUGCAGCGCCUUCCCGCGCGGCGCCAUCAGCAGCGAGGCCGUGUGCAAGCCGCUGUGCGCGCGGCGGCCCUUCGGCCUGGCGCGCGAGGCCUGCCGCUCCUACAGCCACGUGGUGCUCAAGGAGGUGCGCUUCUUCAACCUGCAGGUGCUCUACCCGCUGCUCUCCGACCCGGCGCUCAACCUGCGCGUCGUGCACCUGGUGCGGGACCCGCGCGCCGUGCUGCGCUCGCGGGAGCGGACGGCCAAGGCGCUGGCGCGCGACAACGGCAUCGUGCUGGGCACCAACGGCACGUGGGUGCUGGCCGACCCGGGGCUGCGCGUGGUGCGCGAGGUGUGCCGCAGCCACGUGCGCAUCGCCGAGGCCGCCGCCCGCAAGCCGCCGCCCUUCCUGCGCGGCCGCUACCGCCUGGUGCGCUUCGAGGACCUGGUGCGCGCGCCGCUGCCCGAGAUCCGCGCGCUCUACGCCUUCGCCGGCCUGAGCCUCACGCCGCAGCUGGAGGCCUGGGUGCACAACAUCACGCACGGGCCCGGGCCCGGCGGGCGCCGCGAGGCCUUCCUGACCACGUCCCGGGACGCGCUCAAUGUGUCCCAGGCCUGGCGCCACGCGCUGCCCUUCGCCAAGAUCCGCCGCGUGCAGGAGCUGUGCGCAGGCGCGCUGCAGCUGCUCGGCUACCGGCCCGUGUUCUCCGAGCAGGAGCAGCGCGACCUGGCCCUGGACCUUGUGCUGCCGCGCGGCGGCGCCAGCAGCAGCUUCAGCUGGGCGUCGUCCUCCGACGCGCACCCUGGGCCUUAG